Helobdella robusta is the source of this 348-nucleotide messenger RNA. RefSeq lists its product as hypothetical. NCBI's taxonomy places the organism in Eukaryota, Metazoa, Annelida, Clitellata, Rhynchobdellida, Glossiphoniidae. The coding region runs from base 1 to 348 and encodes 115 amino acids. The transcript has a single exon. The record is from RefSeq and is a predicted model, not a curated record. Gene Ontology annotation, molecular function: protein binding.
AUGCAUCGUUUAACAUGUAUUCAUAUUGGUUGUUUGUGGAUCGUUUUUUUACACUACUGCCAUUCCUACUAUUACUUUCAUUUAUAUAGAUUUUUUAAAUAUUAUAAAGUGGUUGAAAAAACGUUAUUGUGGUUGUCAUCAAAUUUCUUACUAACGCCAAAAAACAGAGAGUUGUCUUUGAGGAAAGGUGACACGGUGUAUCUCUUAAGAAGAGUUGAUAAGAACUGGUAUGAAGGUGAACAUCACAGCACGAUUGGAAUCUUUCCUGUUUCUUACGUUGAAGUUUGUCAUGUUGUUAUGUACGCAUUCAAAUGUAUCUCAAUAAAUCUUUUCUGUUGGAAUAUGUGA